AAUGCCGGUUAUUGGCAUUCCUCUCCUCACGAGCUGUCACGUUGACAGCUCGGCACUGAUGAUCAGUGCUCUGAUGAUCAGUGUAGCCCUGUCAGUGCCCAUCAAUGCUACCUGUCAGUGUCCAUCAAUGCCAGUGCCACAUCAGUGCCUACCAGUGCACAUCAAUGCCACAUAUCAGUGUCCAUCUGAGCUGCCUUUCAGUGCCGCCUAUCAGUUCCAGUCAGUGCUGCCGAUCAGUGCCAUAUAUGAGUGCUGCCUUUCAGUGCCCAUCAGUGCCACCUACCAGUGCCUCCUCAUCAGUGCAGCCUAUCAGUGCCCAUCACUGCAGCCUCAUUAGUGCACAAAAAUGAAGGAGAAAAAUUACUUAUUUACAAAAUUUUAUAACAGAAACUAA
Staurois parvus is the source of this 394-nucleotide messenger RNA. NCBI's taxonomy places the organism in Eukaryota, Metazoa, Chordata, Amphibia, Anura, Ranidae. The record is from the annotation of a GenBank genome assembly.